This is a messenger RNA of Knipowitschia caucasica, 735 nucleotides long. Lineage: Eukaryota; Metazoa; Chordata; Actinopteri; Gobiiformes; Gobiidae. The record is from the annotation of a GenBank genome assembly.
AUGUCAGGCUCCAAGCUCAUGUGUAAACCGGCCAUGUCCACUGGAACUAUCCCAGGGGAGGGCGGAUGCAACGUGCCCCGCAGUUGUAACCACGUCCGGUGUCAUUCACUCACAAGGACGAGGAAGCCCGGAGGUGCGGAAGUAAAGGGGUUUUGCGAUGGCGAAUUGGAGACGUCGUUCACGCGCGUCGACGAGAACGUGAAUCUGCGAGUGACCAGCCCAGAGACGAUUUGUAAAAGCACGCACAGAACACGUAAUGGCGAACCAUGCUCAGAGACAAUAGCAGAUUUCUCCUUUAUGUCCGAGGACGAUUUGUCGUUCGGGGACAGCUCCGGGAAUUCCAUAGACUACGGUUUUAUCAGCGCGGUUACUUUUUUGGUGACCGGUAUCUCUCUGGUGAUCAUUUCCUACGCGGUUCCAAGAGAAGUUGAGGUGGAUCGCGACACGGUGUCAGCCAGAGAGAUGGAAAAGUUGGAGAUGGAGAGCGCACGGAUAGGAGCCCACCUGGACCGCUGCGUGAUCGCCGGGCUUUGUCUGCUGACUCUGGGGGGAGUGGUGCUGUCCACGCUGCUCAUGAUCUCUAUGUGGAAAGGGGAGAUGUACAGGAGAAAAGUCAUAGCCUAUUCCAAACGAACGGCCAAACUUUACGGAUCCAUCAGCCUCAAGACGAGAUCCAGUCCAAGUCACUCAUCGGUGCAGGUUUCGAUUGAUGAACUGGAUGAAACUAUAGCCUGA